AAGAAGAAAAAGAAGAAGAAGAAAAGGUGGAGAAGGGGAGGGGAAAAAAGUGCAAUAGUAACUUGAAGGCAGAUACUUUGAAAAUUCGUCAGUGAGCCUGUUUUUGCAACGUGUGGAAUUUUGGAACUUUGUGAAUUUGAGCAACCACUGAUCUACCUCCUUGUGCCACUAAAGUGAUUUCUUGCCAGUUCUGUCAGGCACAUCUGAACAGAGGCACCUGACUUUCCCCAAGUUAUGUACCAACGCUUUUCAAGCAUGCUGUUUGGAGAGAUUGAUGGUGCUGAACGUGAAAGUCAGGAGCUAGAAAUUAGCGAAAAAGAAGAUGAAGAAUGGAUUCUUGUUGAUUAUAUAGAUACUUGCACUAACUGCUCCAGAGAAGAAACAGAUGGCAUGGACAGGGCAACCUCUCCAAAUUCAGCCAUGUUCUCCUCUUCAACCUCUUCUCUUGAGUUGCUUGGUAAUAGUAGUGACCCCUGCUUUCUUCAGCUUGACUCCUGUGCUCUGGAGGAGAGCUGGUUCAUUACCCCUCCCCCCUGUUUCACCGCAGGAGGCCAGGCCCCAGUACAGGUGGAGAUGAGCCCAAUGGAAAACCUUCUUAUUGAACACCCCAGCAUGUCUGUCUAUACUGUGCACAAUAUCCACAGCAGCUUGAGAGAGAACAGCAGGUCUGUUGAAUAUGAAAAUCCGACUGUCAGAACAGAAUCACCAGCCAGGGUGAGCCACCAUAUUCGUUGUUAUGCAGCUGCUCUUGCCGCUCACACUAGUUUCCUGGAACAAGCCAAUCAGAUCCGUCACAGUCAGCGUGCAAAAGAGCACCUCGAAAAGCACCUCUUAAACCGCAACAACAUUCGCCGCCAAAACCUUAUCAGGGAGUCCAGCUCUCGACAAACCAAGCACAGCGGACACGUUCUACACCAGCCUUGCCAGCGCCAGUAUAAUUAAUUGUCAAAUCAUUUUAGUGUUCUGAAUAGGAUUCUUGAUGUAAAUGCAGUACAUCUUUGUAACUCUUUUUAGGGCUCCUUAUUUAAAGUCAUGGAUCAUUAACCAUCUGGAAUAAGUAUUUUAAGGUUUCUAUUCUAUAUUCUGGGUGCUUUAAAAAUCCUGAACUCAAUAUCACCAAAUGCCUUGUUUCUAAAUGAUAGGAUUUUACUGUAAAAUCUUUUUUAAAACUGUUUGGAAUUUGUUAAAACUUGUAUAGGGUUAUGCUUGUUAAAAUGGCCAUCUCAGAUGAAGAUUCAUUAUGUGUGUGUUGUGUGUGUAUUCUGAAAUUAAGCUGUAUUACAAAAAAUGUGUGCUGUGAACAGAAUUGUUACAAUUGCUGUCCGGGAGAUGGAAAACAUCUUUUCACCUGUGAUUGUUUUGUAAAAUGAAACCCAUCCUAAUUCACAACACAGAUUCUCAGGGACAAUACAGUCUAGAUGCACAGUUUUUGUUUCUAAACGUCCAUAUGUGACCGCAAGGAAGCCCUAUAAAAAAAAAUGUACAAUACUUUUUACAAAUGUGUAAUUUGGUAGUGUUUAUAUAGUUAAAUAGUUACAAUUGAUACAGUAUAUUUGUACAUAGUCAAGCUCAGGGGCCACUUACACGACCUUUCUAGCUAAUGCUUGCCCUGUUACCAGUUCUCUACUUUGUCCCUCUUUGGAUGUGUUAUGUUUCGCAAACGCAUUUUGAUGAAGGGAAAUACCUCAAUCCUGUGCAUUUAUAUGAAGGAUGACUUUUAUUUCCUUUUUUAAUGCAUUAUAUUGCCUAUGGAAUCUUAUCACAGUACAGCCAACCUGUCUUCACUAUCAGUUAAAAUGCCCCAUGUUAAUUCUGCCUUCAUUUCUGCCCCGUUUUCUGAAUGGCUCCUUCAACAAUAAUGGGCAUUUGUGGCCGAUGGACAAGUGCAGAUUCUGACAGUAAUUGCCCCGAGUGUAUUUUUAUAAUUUAGGUUUGUUCUUUUAAUUUUAAGAUUUGCUUUAAUGUGCAACAUUAAAAGGUAGGUUAGGGAAAAAAAUGUGAAAUUAUCAUUCUGGAGCCUGUAUACUGUUACUCUGUUGUUCAUUUGACCAAACCAGAUUUUACUUUUGUAGGAAUUUUGUAGAAUUAAGGAAAUGCAUUUCAAUAUAGAAACAAAUACCUGUAGCUCCUUUUUAAAUGGCCAGUGGAUUCAAAUUCAGAAAUAUUUAAUUUUGUAUGUAGAACAUUGAUUUUGUAUGUAGCAACUAAACCCGACUCUCUGUCAGAGUAAAUAUUGUAAAAAUAUAUAAUCCUUGCAUUUGAUAUAGCGCCUUAUCACGUUGAAACGUCUCCAAGUGCUUCACAGUGUUUCACUGUGAAGUGCAGUGACUUUAUUUGUAAGCGAACAUUCGCCUUGAAUAUGUUAACAGAUUACCUGCCCCAUCUCAGGAUUUUUAGAAAAUCUAUAAAUAGUUCAUCAUACAUCACCUUUUCCAUAGCAUACCGAUUGAAUUCCCAAAUCAAUGCUAUCAUUGAUGUCAUGUAAAUAGCCUCCUUUAAUGCCCUUGGGUUGUUUGGGAAACUGUGAGUUGAUAUCCCAGAUCAUCUCCGAAGACACCUGUUGAACUGUAUAAAUAAAACACUGCAAAAGAAAUCUUGUUUUUUUUUCUUUUGCAUGAUAAUGUUGAAUAUUUACCGCUAAUAAUAUUAUGGUGAAACCUAAUUGGAACUUUAUCCAUGAUGAAAUGUAUAGAAAGAUUUUCUGCUGCCUGGAAAAUGAAAUUUUACUGUGGUUAACUGACAGUAUAAUCAACUUGUAUUUUAACUAAAACAAUUUACUGUUCACCAUUGUAUGUAGAUUGAUUAUUUUGUUGACUGAGUUAUGCCAGAGCAUUUCUGCACAUUGGUGCUGUAAGGUCUGAUUGUGGUGGUGGCAGGGAGCAGUUAAAACAAAGGACAAAUCCCUCUCAAAUUUUUGAACAAAACUUGUACAUGUUGUAAUAGUUUGUUUUGUACAAAAUUAUUAAACUGUAGUUUAGAUUACUGAAUAUUUCAUACAGGGAUUCAUGUUGGUUAUGUUAAUUAUGUGCCUUCCAGUGCAACUUGGUUUGUGAACAACAUUCAUUGGUGAUGCAAAAGAAGAAUUUGAAGGUAUGAAAGAUGAUAUGUAAAUAUAGGAAACCAAUCCAACUAUGCAUAGAAGGCAGCUUGCUUUGAGAGUUACUUUGUAUAGUCUUCUAUUGAAAUGUACCAGAUAUUGGGCAUGAAAGCCUGAAAAUUGUGUAAACACAUUUUGGGACUUGGGGGUCACUCGGUUGACUUGCAUCAUAAUCCAGGUUACAGAAUAAAUACAGCACUUUGCCAAAUAAGUGUGUCAACUUUAUAGAUGUAGCAAUAGUAGAUGUAAUGUUAUUUACUAAUUUAGGUCAUUGGUAUUUAUAAGAGUGCAUAUGAAAGGUUAUGUUGUGCAGUUUGCACUGUGAAAAUGUUCUUUUAAAAUGAUGGGUAUUUUAAAACAAGUUGUAUGUACUUUCAAGUAGCCGAAAUGUGUGUUGUUUUGAACUAAUUGUUGCUUAUUGAUUUCCUGUAUUAACUGUGGAUAUGUUUUAUUUGUCAAUAAAGAAUGAUCUGAUCUUGA
Molecule: messenger RNA, 3577 nt
Organism: Callorhinchus milii (elephant shark)
Lineage: Eukaryota; Metazoa; Chordata; Chondrichthyes; Chimaeriformes; Callorhinchidae
Gene: tp53inp1
Product: tumor protein p53 inducible nuclear protein 1
Exons: 4
Coding region: 235-942 (235 amino acids)
Biological process (GO): positive regulation of DNA-templated transcription; autophagosome assembly
Cellular component (GO): nucleus; autophagosome
Source: RefSeq, a predicted model, not a curated record